Molecule: messenger RNA, 3572 nt
Organism: Pangasianodon hypophthalmus (striped catfish)
Lineage: Eukaryota; Metazoa; Chordata; Actinopteri; Siluriformes; Pangasiidae
Gene: klhl43
Product: kelch-like family member 43
Exons: 6
Coding region: 457-2436 (659 amino acids)
Cellular component (GO): nucleus; cytoplasm
Molecular function (GO): protein binding
Source: RefSeq, a predicted model, not a curated record
GGUUAAUGUUACGUAGCUUUGCUAGGAAGCUGUCUCCCUCAGGCUUGGAAGUGGACAGUGCUCUGACAGACAGACAGAGGACACAAGGGUAGAGUACCACAAAAGAGGAAGAAAACAGAAAAGGAUUUUGUUAAGAAUGAUAAAAAAGAGAGAGCAAAGAAAGAGAACAGAGUGAUAAAAAGAGCUGGAAAAGUAAGGUCCUGUGUGCUGUGUGACAACCCUACACCCACCUCAUCAAUUUUCAGUAAAGCCUGUCUGUCUGUUUCUUUAGCCUGUCAGUACUGCAUUGAGGACAAAAGAAGGAGUGAGUUCGUACAUUAAAACCCUAACAAAACACCUAAAAAUACUUUUAAAUUAUUACCAUAUUUUAGACUGCUGUGAAUCAGUCUGUGAAUUCGACAUCACUGCCAUCAGUAACUAACAUAGGUAACCAGGAAAAAUAGUCCAUCUCUCAUCAUGGCCCCCAAGAAGAAGGCACCCCGCCCCAAAAAGACAGCUCCAGAGCCAGCACAGUUGGAGAGCGGGGUAAUGGUCCCUGAGACAGGGGUAAAAAAACUAGAAAUGCCUCUCAGCAUUGAGCAGUUGAAUCGUCUCAAUGGAAUGACCCUGUCACCAGUGAUCCGUCCUGGAGAAAGGGGUUUUGGCCUGGGUGGGGAAAUGACUCGGCCCCUACAUGGAUCUGCUCUUCUGGAGGAGCUGAGCCGUAUGAGACAAGAGCGCUUCCUCACUGACCUGGAGCUGGCUUGCAAGUCUAAGGCCUUCGAUGUCCACAAGCUGGUCAUGUCCUCUGUCAGCCAGUACUUGCGUGAAGUUCUAGCCAAGGACCCGGGCCUCAAGCGCUUGGAGUUGCCUACUAUAUCACCCUUAGGUCUAGCCAAUGUGAUCACCUUUGCUUAUCUUGGCCGUGUGCACAUGUCUCUCUACACUAUUGGCUGUACGGUAUCUGCGGCCUGCACCCUGCAAAUCCCCCACCUCCUCCAGAUGUGCAUGGACUUCCUGAUGGCGGAGUUAAACGUGCACACCUGUGUGUACGUGUGGAACAUUGGAGCUGCUUACGGCCUGGGCCCUGUGCGGGACUCUGCACGCCGCUUUGUGCUGGAAAACUUUGCCCAGUUUGCGGAGACACCCCAGUUUACUCAGCUCACCCUAGAACAGAUCACUGCUUUUCUGCAGGAUGACAAUCUUAUCCUGCCUUCAGAGGUCACUACCUUCCAGGUGGCCAUGAAGUGGCUGGACUUUGAUCCAAAGAGGCAGGCUCACGCUUAUGACCUACUGUCUCACGUACGGUUCGAGACUAUCCCCGCCAGCGAGCUGGUCAGAGAGAUUCAGCCUGUUGCUCGCAUGAUGCAGGAUCCUCAGUGCCACCGUCUACUGGUGGAUGCCAUGAACUACCAUUUGCUACCAUACCAGCAGAACACUCUACAGUCCCGCCGUACGAAGGUUCGAGGCAGCCAGACUGUUCUGCUAACCAUCGGCGGACGUCCCUCCCUUACUGAGCGUGCCCUGAGUCGAGAAGUACUAUGGAGAGACCCUCGUGAUGGAGUUGCCACAUGGCGCCAUCUUUCCCAGCUUCCUGCUAAGAGCUUUAACCAGUGUGUAGCUGUGAUGGAUGGUUUCCUGUAUGUGGCAGGCGGAGAGGACCAGAACGAUGCUCGAAACCAGGCCAAACACGCUGUCAGCACUCUGUGCAGAUAUGACCCUCGCUUUAACACAUGGCUGCACCUGAGUAGCAUGCGCCAGCGCCGCACUCACUUUAGCCUCGUGGCCACAAAUGGGCGCCUUUAUGCAAUUGGCGGCCGUAACACUGAUGGCUUGCUGGCCACCACUGAGAGCUACCUGCCCUCCACCAACAGCUGGCAGCUCCGUGCUCCCAUGGAGAUGCCACGCUGCUGCCAUGCCAGUGCUGUCCUACCGUCUGGAGACAUCUUAGUGACCGGUGGCUAUGUCAACUGUGCCUACUCCCGCUCUGUGGCUUGCUACAAUGUGCAGAGUGACACCUGGAGUGAGCAGGCACAAUUGGAAAUGCCACGUGGUUGGCACUGCUCCACCACACUGGAUGGUAAAGUUUAUGUGGUGGGUGGCAGCCGGCUGGGCCCAAGUGGAGAGCGUGUGGAUGUGCUGAUCACCGAAGUGUUCUCACCAGAGAAUGGCCAGUGGAGCAGGGCCGCCUCCCUGCCCUUGGGAGUAAGCACGGCUGGUCUGGCAACACUUGGUGACCAGCUAUACCUUGUGGGUGGAUGGAAUGAAGCUGAGAAGCGCUACAAGGCGGCAGUGCAACGCUACGACCCAGGUACCGACAGCUGGUCAGCUGGGGAAGAGCUGCCCGAGCCCACAGUGGGAGUAUCCUGUUGCGCUCUGGCACUGCCCCCACGCCACACUUCACGCAAGCAUCGUAACACCCCCAACCAUGAAGAACAGGGUGGCAUGACUGCAUGAGAGAGGGAGCGAGGGGGGAAAGAAUGAGGCCAAGAUUAGUUGUGAGGAGGAGAGAGAAAGAGAACAACAGAGAAGGGGUGGACAGUUACUAGCCAGGGAGGAUUCAACAAGUAAAGGAAGGAGAUGGUAUGGCAGAACUCCUUUAUUACUAAGACAGCAUUAUGCAUCAAGCUGGGAAGGGAGUUUAGUGUCACAGUACAGGGCCCACUUAUUAACAAUGUGAAAAUGUCUAGGCCAACAUAGCUACUGAGUACAUGGGACAAACAUUUGAGUGAGUGAAUGGGUAUGCCUGUGUGUGUACACACACAAGUGUUAGAAUGAGUUUUAGAAAUUUACUGCAGAUUAUCACCUUGCAAUCUCAAAUACAUAUCUAUCCAUCUCAGUAUAUCUAUUACACUUGAUAUUUACUGUAGUCUAAUUAUUUAUCAAAAUUUUAUCAUACCAAGAUCACCUCAAUGACUAAAAAUAAGAAAAAAGUAAUAACUAGUUUUUCAUUCAUUCAUAUUGAGUAACCACUUUAUCUGGAUCAGGGUCAUGGUGAAUACAGAGUCUAUCCUGAGUCUAAAGUUAUCUUUUUUCAAUUUUAUUAUCUUAAUGCACACUAUUUGAGAUUUAACUUUAACUGGCAAAAAUGAGAAAAAAAAAAUUCUGUGAAACCUCUCUCACACUGUCUUCUUCAUUUUGUCCUAGGGGUAUGCAAACUUUUGCAUUAAACUGUAGCUAAUAUUUUGCAAUGAUGACCCAUGGAUUAAUAAUAUCAUUUCCUCUUGUCUGGAUAACAUGCAUCUGCAUGUCUGGUGCCAUCACCUUCUACUGACACCAUUCCACUGUAUACAGAACCCUGCUAUCUUCCUAAGAGAACCAGUGAACAUCCUAGAGAGAGAAGGCCGUUCCAGACAUAGAGAGAAUUUUGAAAUGUGAAAUUAAAGCAAGAAGAAAUGUCACUGAUAAUGCAGAUAGUUUUAUUUACGUGCAACGUUCCCUUUAUAAAGUUUAUGGUAACCAGCUGAUUAAGGCUUCUGCUUUGUGCUGAAUGGAGACAUAAUGUAGGUGUUGCAAAUGGCAAAUGGUGCAGAGGGCACUAAUUCUCUAGGAUAGGAUUUCACUUGAAUAAAGCCAAACUGAUGAAAGCAUAA